CCGCCGCGCUGGGACCUCCUCCGCCACCGGCAGCACGUGCGGGCUUUGCUCCGCCCCCUCCGGUGCACGUCGCGGGGAAGUCCCGCCCCUUCCGGCGUCACGUGCGCGGCGGGGCCGCGGUGCCGGGGCGGUGCGGCAUGGGGGUCACCUGCGUGUCGCAGGUGCCGGUGGCGGAGGGGAAGAGCGUGCAGCAGACGGUGGAGCUGUUGACGCGGAAGCUGGAGCUGCUGGGGGCCGAGAAGCAGGGAACGUUCUGCGUGGACUGUGAGACCUACCACACGGCCGCCUCCACCAUCAGCAGCCAAGGGCAGACAGGCAAGCUGAUGUACGUGAUGCACAACUCGGAGUACCCCCUCAGCUGCUUUGCUCUCUUUGAGAAUGGUCCCUGCCUCAUAGCAGAUGCCAACUUCGAUAUCCUCAUGGUGAAACUGAAAGGCUUCUUCCAGAAUGCCAAGGCCAACAAGAUAGAGAGCCGAGGCACCCGCUACCAGUACUGCGACUUCCUGGUGAAGGUGGGCACGGUUACCAUGGGCCCCAGUGCCCGGGGCAUAUCUGUGGAGGUGGAGUACUGCCCCUGUGUGAUAGCCAACGACUGCUGGAACCUGCUCAUGGAGUUCAUGCAGAGCUUCAUGGGGAACCACACUCCUGGCAUCCCUUCUGUGUUCAGCACCAAGCACGACAGCAUCUACAGCCCAGCAGACACCGUGGUGCAGUACAUGGAGCUGUUCAACAAGAUCCGCAAGCAGCAGCAGGUUCCUGUAGCAGGGAUCAGAUGAAAGGACUCCCUGGAGCUCAGUUUGCAGCCACUGCAGCCUCCUUUCUGACUGCCCCUCUUCAUCAGGAGCCCCUCCAACACGUGACACUGGAGGCAGCCCAAGGGUUUUGGUUUUUUUUUGUCUUCUCAAUCUCUUUCCCCUGUUUCAAAGCCAAAGUCUUGAAUGUUUGGCACAUUUCUUGUUGCCUUCCUUCAGGGGUUUGAGUGUCUGGGACCAGGCCUUCAGUUCUGCUGGUUCUUUAUGCAUUGCUUCAUCUGCAGGAGAGGAAAAAGGAGAAAUCCCAGCCCAGUGUGUGCACAAGGGCAGCGUUUCCUUGCCUGCAAAGAGCUGUGUGAGAGGUUUACAUCUGUGGGUGAAAGUGUCUUGUCAUUUUUCAUCCAAAUAAAAAGCUGUUCCUUUUUGUGAGCAGUUGGGAGUCUUGCCACACAGCAAGAGUGCUGCUGCCUGGUGUUGUGUGUUUGCAGCUGCUGAGGUUUGCUCUUGCGUGGAGACAGUUACUCAGCAGAAUUUUAUCUCUGCUUUGGUUCAAGAGCUUGAUACCCCUGAAGCAAACCUCAUUUCCCUGUGGCAAAAUCUGCAGCAAUUCUUGUGUGGGUAUCAUCUUAGCUUGCCUUCAGCUUUUUUUAUCUGAUGGGAGUAUUAAAAUCUUCCACCUCUCGGAUGAUGCUGAUGAAACCUGGUGAUAAAUAAACAAAUGAGCCUGG
Molecule: messenger RNA, 1480 nt
Organism: Pogoniulus pusillus (Red-fronted tinkerbird)
Lineage: Eukaryota; Metazoa; Chordata; Aves; Piciformes; Lybiidae
Gene: MED20
Product: mediator complex subunit 20
Exons: 4
Coding region: 138-776 (212 amino acids)
Biological process (GO): regulation of transcription by RNA polymerase II
Cellular component (GO): mediator complex
Molecular function (GO): transcription coactivator activity
Source: RefSeq, a predicted model, not a curated record